AAGAAGAAUGUGUAAAGUCAGUGAGACAGGUGUGGCUCGCUUACUGCUGUUGCUGGAGAGGGAAUCCACCUCCUAACCUCUGCGUUAACACUGGACGGCGGGACAGUACGUGUCAGCUGCACUUCCACUGGAGAAACAUCGUACAGCUGCAGUGAGACAGGAUGGAGUCGUCUACAGUGAACCUGUACAACCAGUUCCAGAGUCUCAGGGCUCAGGUGGACGGCCUGAAUGAGGGCAUUGAACCACAGUUCCUACAGAUGGCAAUGAACUUUGAGGAUUGCCGUAAGAAGUGGCUGCGGGCGGGCGACGAGCUGGUUUCCUGUCAAGAAAUAUUGGCAAAAGCGGAGACUGAGAGGGGAGCGCUGGAGGUCAAACUAAAGCACGCUCGCAACCAGGUGGACGUGGAGAUCCGCCGGCGGCAGAAGGCUGAGACACUCUAUGAGAAGCUGGAACGUCAGCUGCAGUUGAUCAGGGAGCUGCUAAUAUCAGACAACGGUAACAGUGUCCUCCUGAGCGAGGAGCAGCGCUCUGCCCUAGCCUUUCUCAGCGCUCACUCCCAGGCUUCACAGGCUGCUAAAGGCAACCUCAACUCCAGCCGAAGGUUAACUAGGAUCGAUGAAUCGGCUUCUUUGCUAUCGGACAUUAGCUACGACCAAACGGAUGACUCUCUGGACUGGGACUCCUCUGUGAUGAAGAAUGUGAGACUGCAGAAACGGCAGAAGCGACGCUCCUCCAGAAAACUCGCUGAAGUUCCUCCACAGGCUUUAAAGAAACGUCGCUCCACUGGACGCACACCAGAAAGGAUGAAUGAGUCUAUUGUGGCCAAAACUACCAUCACUGUGCCCGUGAAUGGUGGCACUGUUGAGACUGUCUCCACCAUCGAAACUGUGCCCUACUGGACACGCAGCAGAAAGAAAAGUGUUGCUCCAGCAUGGGCUGAUACAACCACUACUGACCAAUCUGAGACCGCCAGCGAGGCUCCCAGCACAACUGUGUCAGAUUUCCCAGCAUCACUCCAAACUCCAAAAUCUAAAGGAGGAAAGAAGCACCAGUUCAUCCCUAAAACAGUGAUCAGGUCUGAAUUCUGUGCGCCCUGUGGAAGAAGAACAAAGUUUGGAAAGAUUUACCUUCGCUGUCAGGAUUGCAGGGUUGUGACUCAUCCAGAAUGUCGUGACCGCUGUCCCCUGCCCUGUAACCCCACAUCUGUUAGCACUCCCAUGUAUAACACAGAGUCCACCCUGGCUGACUUUGCUCCAGCCACAUCCCCAAAGAUCCCAGCUUUGGUUAUCUACUGCAUUAAGGAGAUUGAACACAGAGGCCUACAUGAGGUUGGCCUGUACAGACUCUCUGGCAACGAGCGCUUGGUGAAAGAGCUGAAGGAGAAGAUGAUUAGAGGAAAGACUCUGCCUCGGCUUAACAAAGUAGAAGACAUCAACGUUAUUACAGGUGUCCUCAAAGACUUCCUCAGAAACCUCCCUGAGCCACUGCUCACCUGCCACCUCAACAAAACUUUCAUGGAAGCAGCAGAAAUCCAGGAUGAUGGCAACAGUCUGGCAAUGUUGUACCAUACGAUAAGUGAGCUGCCUCAACCCAACCGAGACACUCUGGCCUGCAUGAUGAUUCACCUGCAAAAGGUGUCGCAGUAUGUGGAUAACAAAAUGGAUGUGCGCAACCUGGCCAGGGUCUUUGGCCCAACCCUCGUGGGUCAUGCUGUUCCCAACCCAGACCCCAUGACCAUCCUGAAUGACACAAGUAGACAACCAAAGGUGAUAGAGCGUUUGCUCAGUAUUCCAGAAAGCUACUGGAGCCAGUUUGCCCUUCCAGAUAAUACAGCCAUGGACAACAAUCACCAGUUUGAAACUCCAGACCACCAAGUGAGCAUAUUGGGACCAGUGACCACUCCAGAGCACCAGAUGAUGGUUAAAACACCAUCUUCUAGCUCGCUGUCCCAGCGCAUGAAGCAGACCCUCUCCAGCACCUCCUUAUUUGGGAGCAAGGGCAGAUCAACAGCUGCCUGUACCCGCCAGGGGAACUUCUUCUCUUCUCCACAGCUCAAGUAAUGAAGGGUAAAAGAUAAAAAAAAAAAGAUGCUGACCCAUGUUGUAUUUUUUUACCUACUGCAAUAACAAAAUGUAUAAUGACGUAAUCAUGUGGGAAAACUACUGUGCAAUUUUAGCAUGCAAAAAAACAAUGAUUUUUUUAUUGAAUUGUUCUAACCUCAUGGCCAUAUGUUUUAUUUUUUUCUGUGGAAAGAAUUCCUGCAUGAUUUUAAAGUUUGUUUUUUUAUAUCUUGUGACUACUAACGAUUUAUUAUUGACCAAAACUGGUCACAUGUAUGUGAUGUUGAGGUUUAACUCUUAACCCAAUUUAAUGAUCGUUAUUUUCUAAUAACACUUGGCAUUGAUGUUCCUAAGAUAUUUGAUCAUAGGUGUUCAUCCAUCUUUGAAUCUGUGGUUGUAACCACGGUGACAGGGAUGAGAAGGCACAAAAAAAUCAUAUUGUUGGCCAGUGUCUUUUUGGCUUUACUUAUGUUGUUGUCUUGGAAACUGACACAAGUUUCCUGAUUUUAUCAUUUUGUGUUAUGUAUGUUGAUUGUGUGGCGUGAAAUAACAAUCAUGAAUUUUCUACUUUAACAAUACUGCAUUGUAAACACUGAUAUUGAAUGGGAAGAACGUUGCUUUUUGCACUGUCUGAAUGUACGUUAACAAUCUGAGUAUUUUCUACCUAGAGGUACAGCACACUAGAGGCUGCUGUUGCACCACUUUUAUUAUGCAAACCUUAACCAAAGAAGAAAAUCUGAGACAUCUGUGUACUCAUCACAAAAUAAAGUUUCUUCAGCCUGUUCACUUCCUGUUGAGGAUUUGUAUCCACAAUAGUUUUGUGGGGUGACAUGUCAAUUAACACACUGGAGAUAAUGUCUUCUCGCUGUCCCUUUGACAAACUCUCCCUAUAUGUGGGUAAAUUUGUAUGUUAAAACCAAAUCUAGUGCCAGUCAGAAAUAUGGAUAAUUUUGGGUUGUCGGAUCCUUUAACACAGCUUUGUUCUAUAUUUAUUUUAUACAUCCUUAUACAAUAUUUCCAUUAUAUUGUCUGUCUAAUGAAAUACU
This is a messenger RNA of Platichthys flesus (European flounder), 3106 nucleotides long. RefSeq names its product rac GTPase-activating protein 1-like. Gene Ontology annotation, biological process: signal transduction. The coding region runs from base 162 to 2060 and encodes 632 amino acids. NCBI's taxonomy places the organism in Eukaryota, Metazoa, Chordata, Actinopteri, Pleuronectiformes, Pleuronectidae. The transcript is spliced from 17 exons. The record is from RefSeq and is a predicted model, not a curated record.